CCCACAAACCCCGGUGUGUGUAUGUGUGCGCGCGAGAAUCUUUGUGUGUGUUUUUUGCGCCCCCUUUUCCCGCUAUCCGUAGACGUCCGUCGCUGCCGCUGCCUUCAACCACGGCGCGCGCGCAGCCUCGCUUCUGUUCCCAACAUGGCGGCGCCGCCGUAUUGAAGCGUCUCGCCGAGCGGCAGGCUCACUUGCCUUUCCCCUCCCCCUUCCUCCCUCUCUCUCUCUGUGUCUCUCAUUGGAUUGGGAAACAAGCGUUGCAUCGGCUGGCAGAGAUUCUGAUGGGCUACCAUUUUACCGAGCUUACGUGACCUGAAUUGAGGGAAUAUGAGCACUUCUGUCGUUCAUCUGACGUCAGACUGCUUUCCCUCCAAUGUACUCAAUGAAAUGCACCGACUGAGAUGCCUGGAGCAGCUGUGUGAUGUGACUAUUCGGGUUGAGCACCAAGGUGUUCUUGAAGAGUUCAAAGCCCAUAAGAUACUCUUGGCAGCAUCUAGCAAGUACUUUCAAGAACUUUUUCUGUGUGAAAAGGCUGAAAAUGGCUCUGUGGCCCCCGUUGUAUUACAGGAGAUGCCCACUGCAGAUAUCGAGUGCUUUCUAAACUUUAUUUAUACAGCUACUGUGAAUGUUGCAGAAGACAGGAUUGAGCGUAUGUUACAAGUGGCCACAACGCUGGGUAGCCCUGAUUUGCUGGAGGCCUGUAAACAAGUAGAUAAGAGGGCAGAGAGGACGGCGUUUCCAGAAUCGGUUGACUCAUGCACGUCCGAACUGGAGAGAAGCCAACAGGAUCUUCACUUUCAAGCUACAGAGGACAUGCAAGCUGGCCAAGUUGAGUCCAUUGAUCCAUCAGAUGGACAUGGCAAGAGUGAUGACUUGGAUAAGAAAGCAAAGCAAAUGGAGAAAGGAGAACAAAGGAAAGAGAGUAGCAGAUUAAUUCAAGGAAAGAUGAGACGAUCUAGCACUAGGCUGGCUGGACGGAAAGUCUUUGUAGAUAUUCCAAAAAAGAAGUACAUCCGAAAACUUAGGGAGCAAUUUAAUGCAGCCGCACAAUUAUCAGAGCAGAAUUCAUCAAUGGAGACAAUUCUGCUCCCCAAGGAAGAAGGAGAAAAACCACACUCUGAGGAGAGAAUUCAGGAAAUGCGAUCUGAACAAGAACUGCUUGGGAGUGAUCAUGCAGCUGCUGAGGUUGGACGGGAUGUUGUCGAAGAGUUCUUUGAUGUUGAAUUUGAUAUGGACGACGACCCAGCAAAGGACUUGGAAAACGCUGACAGAAAGAAGAAAGGUGGAGCAUUCCGUUGUGAUGCAUGUCAGCGGGAUUUUCAAUAUGAGAAAAGCUACCUGAAGCACAUUCAGCACAGUCAUGGCAUCAUGCCGGAAAUCAUUUAUCGCUGUGACACCUGUAACCAGACCUUUGCGAAUCGCUGCAAUCUCAAAAGCCACGAGAGACACGUCCAUAGCAAUGAGCGACUCUUCCCCUGUGAGAUCUGCGGCAAGAAAUUCAAGCGCAGAAAAGAUGUGAAGAGGCACGUGCUGCAGGUUCAUGAGGGAGGCAGCGAGCGACACAUAUGUCCCGUGUGUGGAAAGGGGCUCAGCUCGAAAACUGCUCUCAAGCUUCAUGAAAGAACUCACACCGGAGACAAGCCCUAUGAAUGUACCGAUUGUGAAGCCAAGUUCACCCAGCCUUCUGCUCUUAAGACGCAUCAGAGAAUCCACACUGGGGAAAAACCUUUUGUCUGCAGUGAAUGCGGUGCAAAGUUCACACAGAACCAUAUGCUGAUUUAUCACAAACGAUGUCACACAGGGGAGAAGCCCUUCAUGUGCGAGAACUGUGGAAAGAGCUUUGCGUCCAAGGAGUACUUAAAACACCACAGCCGAAUUCACACGGGAUCUAAACCCUUUAAAUGUGACAUCUGCUCCAGAAUGUUUGCCCAGCGGAAUUCACUUCACCAACAUAUUAAAGUGCACACAGGUGAGCGGCCAUAUUGCUGUGAUCAGUGCGGGAAGCAGUUCACUCAGCUGAAUGCGCUGCAGCGACAUCAUCGGAUCCACACCGGAGAAAAACCUUAUAUGUGCAGACUGUGCCUCCGCACCUUCACUGACAAAUCCACACUGAGAAGGCACACGCUGAUUCAUGAUAAGGAAACCCCAUGGAAGUCGUUCUUGGUCAUUUUGGAUGGAGCUUGUAAAAAAGAACCCAAGACACGAAUGAAGCAAGGAGACGAGCCAAAUUUAUUGAAAAUUCCAGAAGAAGAAAGAACUGCAACACAAAAUGAGGCAGAGCAGAGCUCUGAACCCCAAGGAGAAUGUAAGACGGGAGCACAGAGUGAACAGGACUGGGGCCUCGGCGGACAGACUGCAAUUACUUUAGUAAACCCUAGUUCCUCUCUCGCUCCUGCACUAAGCACUUUUGCUGUGAUUCACCCCGAACCUUCUCAUCAACACCUUCAGGCUGUGGUAAACAUGCAGCAUCUCGGAGAGCAUGGAGCUCAUCUAGUGACCGUUAACAAUCAAGUGAGCAUCACCGUCCCAGUGUGUAUUUCCCUGACCUCUCAGAUUAAUAACAUUCUGACACAGACAUCUGCAGGUGGGCAGAGUGCAUGUGGCGUGGCAGUAGCCAUUCCACAGGAUGACCCACAAGUGUCCGUAGUGGACAGUGGGUCUCAGAAUGUUGAAAAUACCACAGAAGGUAUCAGUUGUCUUCCACCUGAAGGCGUGUAGAAUGGGUUUUCGAAAUAGAAAACAAUCCAGUGGUCCAAGCCCACCUGCUCCUGAAUUAAUUUCCACAUAUUUUAUGAGAUGUGGGUCUUGAUGCCUGAUCUUCCCCCAGCAAUUUUCUUCUUGUUUAAAGAUACAAGAACUCUUGGAAUUCCUACUCUUUCUUUUUAGAAUGCUAAUGCGAGUCUUAAGAAGGCCAACCCAUGCUGUGUGCUCCGUCUUCUUGACUGGGAAGCCCAUAGGUUAAUUUUUUUUUUUGGACAAACUAACUGGAAAAUGUGGAUCACAGGGAAGUAUGUUUAUCUCAAAGAAACAAACAAACUUCACCCGGAGAUUUCCCCACCGUUGUGGAAUGAAGGUUAUCUUGAAUUUCUAAAUCGAGCUUUGCUGCCUUUAUCAGAAUUUUCUCGAGAAUGAACAUGUGUGCAAUUUUCCUACGAUACUCGUAAUGGAAUGCAACCUGCUUUUUCAUACACAGGAUGAUCAUGUGAUGUGUAUGCGCCCCCUACUGGAGACGGGCAUGUUUAAUCCUGACUUCCAGAUAGCAUUAAACACGUCAACCCAGUUCAACUUUAAAUGCACUACUACAGAUUAGCUUGAUAUAAAUUAUUUUUCCAAGGUAAAUUUAUUAAAAAGAUGGACACGAAGCAGAGUGAUGUGUACCGUACUGCAGCUGUGCAACAGGAUUGUAAUUAUUCAUUAUUUUAUAUAAGAUUUGUUUUUUGUUUGCUUUAAUAAUUGCGGUCAUGGGGAUGCACACACAGGUAUGCUGCGUUUUUGUUUUUGUCCCUCGUCUACGAUCAUCUGUAAAUGUAUUUUUAUUGCAUUGCAGUGGUCUAUCAUAAACAAUCAUUUUUGUUAAAUUGAAGGUACACUUUAAAUAAAAGAAAAUGUUUCGGUCAAAUUCAACCUGAAA
Polypterus senegalus (gray bichir) is the source of this 3631-nucleotide messenger RNA. It is a transcript of the gene gzf1, whose product is annotated as GDNF-inducible zinc finger protein 1. Gene Ontology annotation, biological process: regulation of transcription by RNA polymerase II. Bases 328 to 2718 code for a protein of 796 amino acids. The transcript has 6 exons. Lineage: Eukaryota; Metazoa; Chordata; Cladistia; Polypteriformes; Polypteridae. The record is from RefSeq and is a predicted model, not a curated record. Gene Ontology annotation, molecular function: protein binding; DNA-binding transcription factor activity; RNA polymerase II cis-regulatory region sequence-specific DNA binding.